Salvelinus sp. IW2-2015 is the source of this 3446-nucleotide messenger RNA. Its product is annotated as MAP/microtubule affinity-regulating kinase 4-like. Gene Ontology annotation, biological process: intracellular signal transduction; protein phosphorylation; microtubule cytoskeleton organization. NCBI's taxonomy places the organism in Eukaryota, Metazoa, Chordata, Actinopteri, Salmoniformes, Salmonidae. The record is from RefSeq and is a predicted model, not a curated record. Gene Ontology annotation, cellular component: cytoplasm. Gene Ontology annotation, molecular function: tau-protein kinase activity; protein serine/threonine kinase activity; ATP binding.
GUGGCGCAUCGCAGCCAUCAGGACUAUCGGGUUAUGAACAAUUCGGUGUUUUUCAUGCAAGAUACCCUCUGUUUUCCCGCGGAUUAAUGCAAUCGUCGUCGGUUGCAUGCUGGAAAGCGAUGGGGAAUUGAUAGAUAAAACAGUAGCCUAUUGAUAAACGGAGAAGCUCCUCCCAAAACCGUAUAUUUGUUUUAUACGCCGAAAUGAGGCAGGGGGCGGAAAGUCGCCGCAGAAACAUUGGGUUUUGGCCAAACAUCACACAGUUUCAGGUCAUAAUUGACGUUAAGUCGUGGGUUUGCGUUGCUUUUGGUGCAAAAUUACCGAAUUGAGCGAAUUUUGCCAGAGAAAUGCCGCUUGCUUGAAGACACCCCAGAUAUCGGUUGGCUGCUGCUGCCAUGACAGGUAGAGGUCUCCUCUCGACCACGGCUUCGCCGGUUGGAGAAUAAACAGGUUGAUUGGGACGUGGUCGCAGCUGCGGAACUGCCAAUGUCGGAUGUUAUUAUUAGUGGAGCCUGAUCCUGUAAAUAUAAGCGCAAACAUACAGUAAUUCGGGAAAAACUCAGGGAAAAUGUCUUCUCGUUCUGCAUUACCGUCUGGAAACGACAGGGGCACGGACCAUCAUGUGUCACUAGCCGCCAGUCGCUCAGACAAGGGCACCAGCCUGUCCAGCCGCUCACUGGGCGCCCGCUGCAGGAACUCCAUCGCCUCCUGCUCUGACGAGACUCCGCACAUCGGCAACUACCGCCUGCUUAAGACCAUCGGCAAGGGCAACUUCGCCAAGGUCAAGCUGGCCCGCCAUAUCCUGACGGGCAAGGAGGUUGCAAUAAAAAUAAUUGACAAAACUCAGUUGAAUCCAACCAGCCUACAAAAGCUCUUUCGAGAGGUUCGGAUAAUGAAAGGUUUAAAUCAUCCAAACAUAGUGCAGCUGUUCGAAGUGAUUGAGACGGAUAAGACCCUUUAUCUAAUCAUGGAGUAUGCCAGUGGAGGUGAAGUGUUUGACUACCUCGUAUCUCAUGGGAGAAUGAAGGAGAUUGAAGCCAGAGCCAAAUUUCGGCAGAUCGUGUCUGCUGUCCACUACUGCCACAUGAAGAACAUUGUCCACCGAGACUUGAAGGCCGAGAAUCUCCUGCUGGACGCCAACGCCAACAUCAAGAUCGCCGACUUCGGCUUCAGCAACGAGUUCACGCUGGGCAACAAGCUGGACACGUUCUGUGGCUCUCCACCCUAUGCCGCCCCGGAACUGUUCCAGGGGAAGAAAUACGACGGGCCCGAGGUGGAUGUCUGGAGCCUGGGGGUCAUACUGUACACGUUGGUGUCAGGGUCGCUGCCCUUCGACGGGCAGAACCUCAAGGAGCUUCGUGAGCGUGUCCUGAGGGGGAAGUAUCGCGUGCCCUUCUACAUGUCCACCGACUGCGAGGGGAUCUUACGCCGGUUCCUGGUGCUCAACCCUACCAAGCGCUGCACCCUAGAUCAAGUCAUGAAGGACAAGUGGAUAAACGCAGGGUAUGAUGAGGAUUCCCUGAAGCCCCAUAUAGAGCCUGUCGAGGACUACAGUGACACUAGUCGCAUAGAGGUGAUGGUGGGGAUGGGCUUCACUCCAGAGGAGAUCAAGGACGCUCUGCUCAACCAGAAGUACAAUGAGGUCACCGCAACUUAUCUACUGCUGGGCCUCAAGAACGAGGAUGGCAGCGAGUCUCGUUCGGCCAGUACCCUGUCCCUGGCACGGAUCCGGCCCAGCCCCAUCACCAACGGGACCAACAAACACUCCCCGGCUACUGCAGGCUCCUCUUCCUCCUCUUCCUCGCACAGCAAGACCCAGCGCAGCACCUCCACCUAUCACAGGCAGCGGCGGCACAGUGACUUCUGCGGGCCCUCCAUGCCCGUCAUGCACCCCAAGCGGAGCCCCACCAGCACGGGUGACCGGGAGCUGCGGGAGGGGCGCAUGCCACCGCGUAAGGCCAGCUGCAGUGUGAUGGGCAGUCGCUCGCUGCCCCCCUCCAGCCCCAUGGUCAGCAGUGCUAAUAAUCCCAACAAGUCAGAGAUCCCCGACCGCCGCAAGGAGAUGACGGCCACCACAGUGAGAAACAGUGAGAACAAUAUCCCGGGAAGUGCUAUGACCCGCCGGAACACAUACGUCUGCACGGACCGCUCCAGUACCGACAGACACUCCCUGCUGCAGAAUGGCAAGGAGAACAGCUCCCUGUCCCACCGCCUACCCCCCACCUCCCCCUCCACCCUGAGCAUCUCUGGGGCCGGGGCCUCCUCCUCCUCUGGUGAGCGCUGCCGUCUGACACGGGGCUCCACGAUUAGGAGCACUUUUCACGGGGGCCAGUUGAGGGACCGGGGCCCGCCUGUCUACUCGGCCCCGCCCACCUCCCCCACGCUGUCCCACCACGACGCCAGUCCACUGCCGCACGCCCGCAGCCGCGCCACUUCCAACCUCUUUACCAAACUCACCUCCAAACUCACACGCAGGGUCAAUCUUGACCCCUCUAAGCGCCAGGGCUCAAACAAAUCAGUCUCGGGUUGUACCCUUCCCCAGGGAUCAAAAACAGUUAGGUCACAAAUGAACCUGAGGGAAUCUGCCGAUCUGCGGUCACAAGGUCAGUACAUGUCACAAGUCGCCAUUUAUCUGGGCAUCAAAAAGCGGCCGAGCCCUGGGCCAUCGGAUGUGGCUGGAAUCUGAGGGUACCCCAGGGGCGGCGGGACCCAGCGGAGGUGGUGCUGGCUCUGCGGGAGGCGGCACGGGGCUGCGGCUGCCAGGUCCACCACGCCGGCCCCUUCCUGCUCUCCUGCACCCACGGGGCGUCCGGCGGUUGCGUGGCCUUCAAGGCAGAGGUGUGCCACCUCUCCACAGGGGGGGGUGCCUCCAACAAUAAGAGUUCCAACGGGGUGCGCUAUACACGACUUUGGGGAGCACCGCUCGUUUUCCGGGACAUCGCCAUGCAAAUCUCAAAGGACCUUGAACUCUGAAUAUAAAGGGGGUUGAGAAGGAUGGAAAGAGAAAUACAGAGAAAGAGAGACGUGGGGCUGGACUCAAGAUAAAUACAUUUGCCCCUGUCUCUUACGUGGCUAUAGCCCUACCCUCCUCCGCACCAGUCUCAACCUAACCACCCGCCCCCAUCGCUACACCACCCAGACCCAAAUGUACACCCCGUCCCUCUCGCCACUACUACUGAACAGCUUCACCCACUGGAACCUGAUCAGACAGGAAUCCAGCUUAAAAUGUUUUACUGUUAACUCUAGCCAUAAUGACUAUUUAUUUUAUGAUUGGUAUCAUUGUCUUUUUUAACGAUCACCAACUCCGUACCGACAACAUCAAAAACAUUCUCGAAAACAUUUCUCGUGUUUCGCCGUCUUUGAUGCGUGUCACAGUACAGAUAUAGGAUCUUGAUUUGAUCAUCCUGUUGCAGGAUAACUUUCCUGCAAUACAGGAAAUGUAAAAC